Microtus ochrogaster (prairie vole) is the source of this 1494-nucleotide messenger RNA. RefSeq names its product cytochrome P450 2D27-like. Gene Ontology annotation, molecular function: oxidoreductase activity, acting on paired donors, with incorporation or reduction of molecular oxygen, reduced flavin or flavoprotein as one donor, and incorporation of one atom of oxygen; iron ion binding; heme binding. The transcript has 10 exons. Gene Ontology annotation, biological process: xenobiotic metabolic process; arachidonate metabolic process. Gene Ontology annotation, cellular component: intracellular membrane-bounded organelle; cytoplasm. The record is from RefSeq and is a predicted model, not a curated record. Lineage: Eukaryota; Metazoa; Chordata; Mammalia; Rodentia; Cricetidae.
AUGAGUGACCAGAGCACAGUUGUCUCUGUCCCCCCAUUCAUGACUGUGACCCAGGUUGGUGUCCUGACCCCAUUCACAGGUUCAGUGCGGCCAUAUGAGAACAUGCCAUACAGUGUGUACAAGCUUCGUCAACGCUAUGGUGACGUGUUCAGCCUGCAGAUGGCCUGGAAGCCCGUGGUCGUGAUCAAUGGACUGAAGGCGGUGCGGGAAGUGCUGGUGACCUGCGGAGAGGACACUGCUGACCGCCCUCCAAUGCCCAUCUAUGAUCACAUGGGCUAUGGGACCAAAGCAAAAGGUGUGGUGUUAGCUCCUUAUGGGCCUGAAUGGCGAGAACAGCGGCGAUUCUCUGUGUCCACCAUGCGAGACUUUGGCCAGGGCAAGAAAUCCCUGGAGCAGUGGGUGACCGAGGAGGCUGGACACCUCUGUGACGCCUUCACCAAGGAGGCAGGCCAAGCAUUUAAUCCCACCACCUUCCUGAACAAAGGUGUAUGCAAUGUGAUUUCAUCCCUCAUUUAUGCCCAGCGCUUCGAGUAUGAAGACCCUUUCUUCAAUGGGCUGCUCAAAACACUAGAGGAAAGUUUUGGAGAGGACACUAAAUUCACUGCUGAGCUGCUGAACGCAGUCCCGGUGCUUCUUUGCAUCCCGGGACUGCCUGGCAAAGUCUUCACCAAGGUGAAAGAGUUCAUGGACUCACUAGAUAAGAUGCUGAUUGAACACAAGAAAACCUGGGACCCUGCCCAGCCACCCCGAGACCUGACAGAUGCCUUCCUGGCUGAGAUGGAGAAGGCCAAGGGGAAUCCUGAGAGCAGCUUCAACGAUGGGAACCUGCGUGCAGUAGUAAGUGACCUGUUCACUGCAGGGAUGGUGACAACCUCAACCACACUGUCCUGGGCCCUGCUGCUCAUGAUCCUACACCCGGAUGUGCAGGAAGGUCAAAUUAGAGCCACUAAGGGACUGCCUCACUGAGGGGAGGCUGUUUCUCCAGGCUGCAUCCAACAGGAGAUCGAUGAAGUCAUAGGGCAGGCGAGGCGUCCAGAGAUGGCAGACCAGGGCCGCAUGCCCUACACCAAUGCUGUCAUUCAUGAGGUGCAGAGAUUUGGUGACAUCGCCCCAAUGAAUUUACCACAUAUGACAUCCCAUGACAUUGAAGUACAGGGCUUCCUCAUCCCCAAGGGGACGACCCUCCUGACCAACCUGUCCUCAGUGCUGAAGGAUGAGACUGUCUGGGAGAAGCCCCUCCGCUUCCAUCCUGAGCACUUCCUGGAUGCCCAGGGCCGCUUUGUGAAACAUGAGGCCUUCAUCCCAUUCUCAGCAGGCCGCCGAGCUUGCCUGGGGGAGCCCCUGGCCCGUAUGGAGCUCUUCCUCUUCUUCACCUGCCUCCUGCAGCGCUUUAGCUUCUCGGUGCCCAAUGGACAGCCCCGACCCAGUGACUAUGGCAUCUUCACAUUGCCAGUUACCCCCACCCCCUACGAGCUCUGUGCAGUUGUAUGCUAG